Messenger RNA from Aureococcus anophagefferens, 198 nucleotides. RefSeq lists its product as hypothetical. The annotation marks the transcript as partial. The transcript has a single exon. Gene Ontology annotation, molecular function: calcium ion binding. NCBI's taxonomy places the organism in Eukaryota, Pelagophyceae, Pelagomonadales, Pelagomonadaceae. The record is from RefSeq and is a predicted model, not a curated record.
UCCGACGAGGAGAUCUGGGAGGCGUUCACGGCCUUCGACCUCGACAAGAACAACUUUGUGGGCGCCGCGGAGAUCCGCCACGUGCUCAUCAACAUCGGCGAGCAGGUCACGGACGAGGAGGUCGACGAGAUGAUCCGCAUGAUCGACCGCGACGGCGACGGGCAGGUCUCCUUCGCGGAGUUCUUCGAGAUGGUCACG